AUGGCAACACCCAACAGUUAUAAACAAAACGCAUCAAUGUCGAUGCCAAGUCCUCAAAACAACCCGCACUACAUGAUUGCGGGGGCACCAAUGAGUUUCGGUAUGAUGAAAGGCGGUAUGAAUGCACCGCCUCACCAUAACCAAUACCAGUACCACCCACAAUACCAGGGUGGGCCAAUGGGCCACCCAGGAUACGGGUGGCAACCACAGCGUUUUGGUGCAGAGAGUGCAAGGCGGGCCACGUCAGGGUCAAGCCAAGCGGCCCAAAGUGGAAAAGAUGAUAAAACCAGUCCAUUUGUAUCUACGGUUCAUUCUCAUCCUGGAUUCCAACCACAAAAGAUUGGGAAGGGGCUUGGUGGGAGUGCUGGAUUACCAAAGCCCCCAAAACCCCCAGAAAAGCCACUUAUGCCAUACAUGAGGUACUCCCGCAGAGUAUGGGACACGGUAAAAGCGGCAAACCCUGAUCUAAAAUUAUGGGAGAUUGGACGGAUUAUUGGUGGAAUGUGGAGAGACUUACCUCAAACUGAGAAGUAUGCAUUUGUCGAUGAAUAUGAAGCUGAGAAGUCGGAGUACGAGAAAACCUUGAAGGCAUAUCACAACUCACCAACCUAUCUUGCAUACAUUGCUGCCAAGAACAAAGCUGUUGUUGGAGCCUUGGAAGAAGAAAGCUCAAGUAAGAAAGGCAGCUCACAAAAAGAACAGCAGGACAGAAGAAUUGAUAUACAGCCUGCUGAAGAUGAAGAAGAUCAAGACGAAGGUCUAUCAGUGAAGCACGUGUCGUACGCGCGUUAUUUGAGGAACCACCGCCUCAUCAACGAGAUAUUCUCCGAUACAGUUGUACCGGAUGUGAGAUCUGUUGUUACUACCGCAAGGAUGCAGAUUCUGAAGAAACAAGUUCAAUCGCUCACAAUGCAUCAGAAGAAACUGGAAGACGAGUUGCAACAGAUUGAGGAGAAGUUUGAAGCGAAAAAACGCAAGUUUAUUGAGAGCAGCGAAGCUUUCCAGGAGGAACUUAAGAAGCAUUGCAAACCAGCAGUUGAUGAAGAGACUUUCACUCGAAUGGUUGAGAGAGCCCUUGAGCAGAUGAGACGUGGCGUUAAUCCAGCUCAUACUACUGUCAGAGACAGAAAGGAUGAGCCUGCCAAUGAACCAAGUCAACAGCCGAUAAAAACAGAAACAAACGGACCAAAUGCGCCAACGCAAGUUGACAAAGUCUCCACCAGUGAAGUGAAAAUGGACGAGAAUAUGACCACAGAGCUGCAAAAACCUGAAAAUAAAGAGGCUAUACCGGAUAGUACACCGGGGCACGAAAAUGAGGGUGAGCGCAAAGAAGAGAAGUCUCAUGAAAUGAAGAUGGAAACUAAAGAUGCGCCUGCGCAUCCGCCACCUCAAGCGCAUAUAGCCCCGCCCAAUGCAGGUAUGAUGAUGCCACCAAACCCUAAUGCGCCUGCGCAUCAACCACCUCAUGGAGGUCCACCUCCACCACCAGGUGGCUACGGUGGUGCAUACGGUGGACGAUAUUACCCGGGUUACGCGGGUGGAUACCCGGCCGGAUAUCCGCAUUAUUACCCACCCGGACCGGAACAUUACCCGCCGCACCACGCGCAUCCGCAUCCUCAUCAUGAGAUCAAGCCGGCUGAAGAGCCACCUGUCAAGAAGGAGAAUGAAUGA
Messenger RNA from Pieris macdunnoughi, 1671 nucleotides. Lineage: Eukaryota; Metazoa; Arthropoda; Insecta; Lepidoptera; Pieridae. The record is from the annotation of a GenBank genome assembly.